This is a messenger RNA of Ostrea edulis (European flat oyster), 3436 nucleotides long. RefSeq lists its product as uncharacterized. The record is from RefSeq and is a predicted model, not a curated record. Lineage: Eukaryota; Metazoa; Mollusca; Bivalvia; Ostreida; Ostreidae. The transcript is spliced from 4 exons. The coding region runs from base 102 to 2186 and encodes 694 amino acids.
GUUUAAAUGCGUGAUCAAUGAACCUUUAACUUUAAACUCGACUUAUACGAAUACUUCCGUCCUCAAUUUUUUAAAAACAUAACCAAUGCCUGUAAAUAGAAAUGGGAGAUUCAUUGGAAAAUCAGGAGGAAGAGGAGAUCUACUCCCGCACUGGCACGGAAGCAGGCGAAGUCACGUGGUAUACUACCGGGGUAACAGCGAUUUGUAGUGUACUAAUGAAUUAUACGGAGACCUUCCGACAUAUUAUAUUCAACAAAAGACACCGGAAAAACGAAAGGUACAAGGACUUCGAGGACAGGCUUCGUAAAACCAGCAAGAUUAAUAUAACGUUCUAUUACACAGGAAGUCAGAUGCAGAACCUGACCGCCAUUCACUGGAGGUACCCUACUGCCUCAACCCCCAAUUCAAUGGGAAGACAGUGCGACUCCGAUGUGGAUGUCCUGAUUGUCGAUCCCAAUGUCUGUGCAGGAGAGGCCAAGCUAGGUCACCACGAUAAUCUGUACAUUUACGAACACUCUCUGGAACACCCGGGAUAUGUAAGAGUUUAUAGAGGACGAGGUAAAGGAAGAAAGGUCAUUUCCGGAAAGGGUUUCAAAAAAUUUUGGAAGCAGAUUGUUGACCAGCACGAAAUAUUUACACGUUUCACUGGAAGAGGUACCAAAUUUCCAAGUCGUGGAGAAGAACGAUCAGGCCCUGCAAUUACAAAGGUGGAGAACGUGAGCAUGCGAAAUUUUGUCCAUCAUGACUUCGUUCCUGCAAUAAAAUUGAUCAGUUGGCCCUCUAUAGCUCAGGACUGGACGAGGCGUUCAAGGCCAGGGGACUGGCCAUCGGUGAAGGUGCUGGAGGAAUGUGUCAGCGCAGACUGUCACAUCGUCCCCGUGGCACACAAAGAAAGUCCCAAACAUAUCAAAAAGAAGGAAUGGCGGCUAUCGUUCUCCGGAGCAGAGAUAGUUCUAGCGAAGACUUUGACUUGUGAACAGAGACAAGCAGUCAUUGUGUCCAAGAUGAUUUUAAAACUUGCUCUUAAAGAGGUCUUGGAGCAUAAACCCAGCUUAAAAAACUGCAAAUCUGUGUCCUCUUACGAGCUAAAAAGUUCAUUCUACUGGCUUCGUGAAAGGAAAAACGCAUGGGGAAAUUUAACAGAUGACAUCAGAGAGGUUAUCGAAAAUUUUAUCGAAUUUUUACAUCAAGGCGCUUUACCCGACUAUUUCAUUCCGAAGAAAAACAUCAUAGAAAAUGUUACAUCAGAUAUGGUAGAAGAAUUGUCAGCAGUGUUAAAGCAAGUGUUCACCAAACAAGGAAUGACUCAGUUCCUGGAGAAGUGCUACUGGUAUUGCUAUCAGACGCAGCUGGAGGAAUAUGACUCUCUCGAUGGUAGCUCCUUGAAGUGUUUAUAUAGUGAACUCAAGGAUUUCUGUGAAAACGAGACUCCGUCUAUCAAACUGUCCUUGUUUAGCAUCACUCACCAUUUAUUAGGUCUGUUCACGCGCGCCAUUGAUGGUACAGGGAGCGAUAUUCGGGCAGUGGAAAUUACACCAGUUUUAUUUGACAUCCGAUGUAUUCAAGAGGGCCUUACCAAGAAGAAUUCACAGAAUGAAGUCAUUCAUAUGAACCAACUAGAAGAUUUGUUCCACGAUAACAAGUCGUUUUCUUUCGAAAUGUUGUCCGAUUUUUCUGACUUUGUGUUCGACGUUCUUUCUCAAGAGGUGGUGCAGAACAUACUCGGAGAGAGUAUCUGGAGCGUGGUAGCUUUUCUGCUUGCUAGACCAUGCAUAACGGCAGGCCUACAACAUGGGUUGAAACAGGAAGUUCUGGACUUCGCUGACUUAUUGGAAGCGAAUCCAAAAAACACGACAUUACGAGAGGCGGCGAUAGAAGUGCACGGGAGUAUGGAAGAGUUUCAGUCAGCAGUUGCGCUCGCGAGUGAGAAUGCGGACAGUGUGUACGAGUUUUAUGAAGGCCUCUGUCAAGACACUUUACAGUUUUACUUUGAUGUAUGUGCACGAUUCUUGGUAGGAGAGGAAUUUCACUGCGAGGAGGAGAGGAUAGCGGUGUUUGGAGUGCAGUCAAUGGUCAGAGAUAUCCCAGAAAUCUUGGACGACGAGAUGCUAGGUACACCAGAACUUCGACAGAGGGUUCGGACACUCAUGGAAAAGUGUGGGACUUUUCAUUGUAAAGAAUUCUAAUGCCUUUGUGUGCCUCUAAACCCUACCCGGUAUGGCGAAAGAGCAAACUCUUGACAAAAAUCUGAGAAAAUUCACUCUCCUCUAGAAGAUGUGGUCGUUAAUUCAUAUUGUCUAUCUCCAAUCUACAAGAUAUUUACAUCUAAUUCGGGUCCGUUACGCACAAGUACAUGUAUCAUAGUAUUAUUAUCCAUAAUAGAAGAGGUCUUUGGGUCACAUCGCUCACCUUGGCCCAUACUUACAAGAUUUUCCCAAGAAUUCGCAUGUAAAACUUUGAUUCCCAAUUGUGGACCCACCCUACCCUCGUGGACCAUGGUUUUAACAAAAUUGAAUCUGCACUAUUUCAGGAAGCUGUCAUGUAAAUUUCAACCUGCCAGGGCCAGUGGCUCUUUUAAAAGAUUUUCCUCCAUAUGUUAUCAUGUAAACUUUGAUCCCCUAUUGUGGCCCCACCCUACCCCCAGAAGCCUUGAUUUUAACAAACUGAAGUCUGCACUAUGUCAGAAAGCUGUCAUGUAAACAACUAUUGUCCCUAACCUAACCCCGGGGGCAAUGAUUUUAAUAAAAUUUAAUCUGCAUUAUGUCAAAAAGAUGCCAUGUGAACCUGAGAUUUUGAAAGGUCUUUCCUAUAUACUGCAUGUAAUAUUUUGAUCCCCUAUUGUGACCCCACCCUACCCGCAGAGGCUAAGAGAGAGAGAGAGAGAGAGAGAGAGAGAGAGAGAGAGAGAGAGAGAGAGAGAGAGAAUUAUGGGAGAGAUUUUUUAUAUCCGACUCAAAAUUUUCUUCUUGUUACUCUGAAUUGAUCCUUUGCAACUCUCUCUAGAUGUGUCCCCACGAGAAUGGUCUGAACCCAAUGCUUUUAUUUCAGUUUCAGUGCUAGGUCUGGACCCAAUGUUUUUAUUUCACGUUUGAGUGCUAGGUCUGGACCCAAUGUUUUUAUAUCAUAUGUUUCAGUGCUAGGUCUGAACCCAAUGCUUUUAUUUCAGUUUCAGUGCUAGGUCUGGACCCAAUGUUUUUAUUUCACGUUUCAGUGCUAGGUCUGGACCCAAUGUUUUUAUAUUGCAUGUUUCAGUUCUAGGUCAAGUUAUUUUGUAUUCUUUUGUUAAUCUGUGAUAUGUCUGUGUAUAUGUGUACACACGUGCUAUGUGUCUUUGAUAUAUGUGAUAGUCGGUUAAAAAGCUCUACAGAGCUCGUGUUUGAUUUAAUGAAUGUAUAUAGUGCCGACUUUAAAUAAAAUUUUCUUUACCAAUACAAAA